AUGGCUGAACAAAGUGAUAAGGUGAUAGGUGAAAGUGAAGCUUCAAAUGCAGCAAGUCAUGCUGAGAUAACUCUGUCAGCUAGUGCUAAAAGAAGUAGAAAAAGGUCUGCUGCUUGGGAUUAUUGUACAGAAGUUGAAACUUUCGAAGUUGAUAAUGCAAGCUCAAAUGAUGUGACAGUGAAAGAAUUGUCUAAGCAAUUAACAAAAAUGGGAACUAAUUUGAUGAACGGUAAUCACCUUCACGUGAGGUGUAUGGCUCAUAUCAUGAAUCUUGUUGUUCAGGAUGGUUUAAAAGAAUGCUCUUUGUCUAUAGAACGUGUUAGACAUGCAGUUAGAUAUGUUAGGCAGUUCCCUGCGAGGUUGAAAAGAUUUCAAGAAAGUUUUGACGAUGAACAACUCAAUUGCAAAAAAUCUUUAUGCUUAGACGUUCCAACUAGGUGGAAUUCCACCCAUCUGAUGUUGAGUAGGGCUGUUGAAUUUGAGAAUGCAUUUUCAAAUUAUGCUUCCCGUGAAAUUGGUCUGAAACAUUAUCUUAAAAAUUCUUAUGUUGAAAUUGGAAUCAUUGCUGAUCCUCGUUACAAGCUUGAAUCAGUUAGCUAUGCACUUGUAAAGAUGUUUGGGGAAAAAAGGCCAUCUAUACAAGCAGAAAUAAAGAAGUACAUGACUUCAUUAUUUAGCGAGUAUGUAAAAUCAAACUCAAAAGGUAGCGUGCUUGCUCAAUCUUUACCUUGCUCUUCAUUGGACACUUCUACUUUCGGGCUUUCUAACAGUCAAGUAAGUACCCAAAGUACAGGACUUUUAGAAUCAUUCAUGAAAGAUCUAAAGAACUAUAAAACAGCGAAUGGAGGUGUGGAUGCUAGAACGGAGUUAGAUAAAUAUUUGGGUGAAGAAAUUGAGGAUGAUAGUAAAGAAUUUAACAUCCUAAACUGGUGGAAAAUGAACUCAGCUAGAUUUUCUAUUCUUGCUGAAAUGGCUCGUGAUGUAUUAGUUGUACCAAUUUCAAGUGUAGCAUCUCAAUCUGCAUUUAGUAUGGGAGGACGUCUUCUUGAUUCAUUUAGGAGUUCAUUGACUCCUAAUUUAGUGCAAGCUCUAGUGUGUCUUCAAAAUUGGCUUCAAAGUGAAAAAUUACAACAAUCUGUUAGCGUUGAGGAAGAUCUUGAUAAUCUCGAACAGCUUGAACAAGAUUUAGCCAGCGCUGGAAAAUACCCUACACCUACUUUGAAUGAGUUACAGGAGCUGAAGCCUGAAGGAGAACUAAAGAAGAAUGUGUUUCCACAAGAAAAGAAAGACGAGCAGAAAGCUGUUUGA
Molecule: messenger RNA, 1308 nt
Organism: Solanum dulcamara
Lineage: Eukaryota; Viridiplantae; Streptophyta; Magnoliopsida; Solanales; Solanaceae
Product: zinc finger BED domain-containing protein RICESLEEPER 2-like
Exons: 6
Coding region: 1-1308 (435 amino acids)
Molecular function (GO): protein dimerization activity
Source: RefSeq, a predicted model, not a curated record